Molecule: messenger RNA, 450 nt
Organism: Penicillium malachiteum
Lineage: Eukaryota; Fungi; Ascomycota; Eurotiomycetes; Eurotiales; Aspergillaceae
Product: Tvp18 family protein
Exons: 4
Coding region: 1-450 (149 amino acids)
Biological process (GO): vesicle-mediated transport
Cellular component (GO): Golgi membrane
Source: RefSeq, a predicted model, not a curated record
AUGACGCUGGCUGACGAGUUCCGGUCGCGAAACUUCAGUAUUUACGGUCAAUGGACCGGUGUUCUGGGAAUCAUUCUAUGCUUGGCGCUGGGAAUCGCCAACAUUUUCACCUUCCAUGUUGUUCGGAUCAUCUUUGCUGUCCUCGCCAUCGCCUCCGCUUUGGUAAUCCUCUUCAUUGAAGUCCCCUGGCUCCUCCGCAUCUGUCCCACCUCUGGCGCAUUCGAUGGCUUCAUCCGCCGCUUCACGACCAACUGGAUGCGAGCCGCCAUGUACACCGCUCUCAGCGCUAUUCAAUGGGCCAGUCUCUGCACUGGAGCUUCCAGUUUGAUUGCUGCCGCCGUGGUCCUUAUAAUUGCCGCUCUCUUCUAUGCUUUGGCUGGUCUGAAGAAACAGGAUUUCGUGAGCAGCAAGACUCUGGGUGGCCAGAGUGUUGUACAGAUGAUCGUUUAA